UUGUAUAUAUGUAACCUCUUGGGCCCCUCGUAGAGUUAAUUUUUGGGUUCACUUUUUCCGUUACUACUACUGUACCACCACCUCCGCCACCUGUAACAGAAACUCACUCCACACAUGUCAACCACCUCCUCUUCUUCGUCUCACGACGGAGGAGACGGUGGCGACUUCGCCGGACCGUCGCAUGCUCGUCAGCGAUUCAACACCGCCGUCUGGCCGGAGCCGUUCCUCGAAGCUCUUGCCACUCAAGUCGCUAUCGACGCCGCUCUCUCCUUCGGUCGCCUCGCCGCUGCUCAGGCGAUCUUCAAUCUCUUUCAGGUUUGUAGAACAUGGCGAAGGGCAUCCCAAUCCGACCUCCUGUGGCAAACCCUAACCCGUCGCAUUUGGAACCGGCACCACCUCCUCCACCCCUCUUGGCACCAAGAAUACAUUUACCGCCACCGCACCGCUACCAACUUCCGUAACCGGAGGUACAACCACACCACCCUCAAUUUCCCACCAAACGAUAACAACAACAAUAACGAAGCCCUCUCUUGCCGCCGCAUUGCGCUCUCGGACUACCACCUUGCUGCGGGCUUUUCCGAUGGCUCAGUUCGCCUCUUCCACCUCCCCACAAGCCUCCAUGUGUCCACCUUCCACCCUCAUCAACGUAACCACUUUGGCCAAUACUCUCGUGCUGUCUCCGGCAUCUUUUUUACGGAUACUCGCCUCGUGUUUUCCUCUUUCGACGGUGAUAUACAUGUGGCCUCGAUUCACGUUCCUGGAGCUCUGCGUAGGGCCCACUUGGGUGACGUGGUUACUGAUGGCGUUCUCCUUGAUUUUACCGGAUCUAACCGCUGGUGGAUUGGGCUCUAUGCAGGUGUACCAAAUCGCGCGUUCCACAUACGAAACAGUAACACUGAAGAACUUGUAUUCAUCGGCGGCACAUUAACAGACCCAGACGCGGUAUUGGGGUGGCACUUGCUCGUAGAUCUGAGUGAGCACGUUGGCAGAAUCCGCAUAACAAGUGAUGACCUGGCAGUGGGGUUCACAAGAAGCAGGGUUCUUGUAUUUAACUUAAGGAACCAAAUGAUACUAGGAGAAGAGGAGUUUAUGAGGCCGGUAAAUGUGGGUACAACUGACGCGUACAAUAAGGCUCUAAUGUUCGUAAACAGUCGGGGUGUAGCUAAUGUGCGCCAGGUGGAAGGUUUGGAGGAAAUUUGUCGGUUCAUGGCACGCGGUGGCUCGUUGGGUUGCAUAAACGGCGGUUACUCUUUUAUUUCGACUAAUGGUGGGGUUCGGGUGUGGGAGUUAGUUCACGGCGAGUAUUUAUAUACAUUACGAGAACGGAUAUGGGAUGUGACCGCCAUGAUUGCCGAUGAACGCUAUGUAGCAGCUUGUACCAGUGACAACACCAUUCAUUUGUGGGACUUUGGAGCACGUUAGACACACUUCUUACACAAUAAACAUCACAUGGCUAUUGACUGAUUUGGACUUUGACUUUGACUUUGGGGUCAAUGUGUGUUUCUGGUUGAGAUCCUUUAGUGAAUGCCAGUGAAUGAGAAGGCUAGGUGGCUCCUGUUGACUAUUUGAUUAGUGUUAGGUUUCCUUAUGUAUGAUUAUUGUUGACCUUUGACUUUUGUUGUUGGAAAUUAUUUGAUAUUGGAUAUUAUUUGGGUAUAGUGAUGUUUUACAUAUUGGAUGGUAA
This is a messenger RNA of Helianthus annuus (common sunflower), 1684 nucleotides long. Its product is annotated as transcriptional regulator STERILE APETALA. Gene Ontology annotation, cellular component: preribosome, large subunit precursor. Gene Ontology annotation, molecular function: protein binding. The coding region runs from base 115 to 1422 and encodes 435 amino acids. NCBI's taxonomy places the organism in Eukaryota, Viridiplantae, Streptophyta, Magnoliopsida, Asterales, Asteraceae. The record is from RefSeq and is a predicted model, not a curated record. The transcript has 3 exons.